UUCCAUUGAGAAGAAGAGGGAAAGAUGGCGUCCUCUAACAAUCCUCGCAAAUUUAGCGAAAAAAUCGCUUUGCAUAAUCAGAAACAGGCGGAGGAAACCGCUGCGUUUGAAGAAGUGAUGAAAGACCUGAACAUCACCAGAGCCGCGCGGUUGCAGUUACAGAAGACCCAGUAUUUGCAACUAGGGCAGAAUCGUGGACAGUACUAUGGAGGCUCACUGCCCAAUGUCAAUCAGAUUGGAAAUGGCAACAUUGACCUGCCUUUUCAGAACUCUGUGCUGGAUACCAGCCGGACAACCAGGCACCACGGGCUGGUGGAGCGUGUUUACCGUGACCGGAACCGCAUCACAUCUCCUCACCGCCGGCCGCUGUCAGUUGACAAACAUGGACGCCAGAUUGACAGCUGUCCUUACAGCUCAGUUUACCUCUCCCCACCGCCAGACACAAGCUGGAGAAGGACAAAUUCGGACUCUGCCUUACACCAGAGCGCCAUGAAUCCGAAGCCCCAGGAGGUGUUUGCAGGGGGAUCACAGGAGCUGCAGCCUAAACGAGUACUGCUGCUAACAGUGCCUGGGACGGAGAACUCGGAGUCGAAUGCAGACAAGGAUGCGCAGAAACAGUUAUGGGAUGACAAGAAGGAUGAUUCAUCAAAGCCCAACACAUGUGAUGUCCCGGGAAUCAAUAUAUUCCCAUCACCAGACCAGGAGUUGAACCCGUCCGUGCUCCCAGCUGCACACAACACCGGUGGUUCGCUGCCUGAUCUGACCAACAUCCAGUUCCCUCCUCCACUGUCCACUCCACUGGACCCCGAGGACACCGUGGCCUUCCCCUCCCUCAGCGCAUCCAACAGCACGGGCAGCCUGACCACCAACCUCACCCACCUGGGCAUCAGCGCUGCCAGCCAUGGGAUCCCCACCUCCUCUCAGCCCACCAUGACUGUCACAGCACAGCGCCGGCAGCCCCCCGUUGUGCCGCUCACUCUCACCUCGGACCUCCAUCUUCAACAGUCCCCACAGCAGCUUUCACCCACCCUCUCCUCACCUGUUAACAUCACACAGGCCUUGCCAACAGAGUCACUGACCCUGGAGCAGCAGCUCUCCCAGUACCCCCUGUUCAACCAGCUGACGGCCCAGGCCCAGGCUCAGCUGCUCAGCGACCUCCAGAAGCAGCAGCAGGCUCUGCCACAGGGCAUCCAGCUCAUCACCUUACCAACACUGGCUUCCCCUGGUACCACCGCCACUGCCAGCAGCCCCUCCCCAGACAGCCAGAGCCAGACCACCGCCAGCAUCAGCAUUGGCUCGUACCGCAAUCAGACUGGCUCACCAGCCACUCAGUCUCCAACCUCCCCAGUCUCCAAUCAAGGCUUCUCCCCCGGCGGCUCGCCUCAACACAUUCCCGUGGUGGGCAGUAUAUUUGGCGACUCCUUCUAUGAUCAGCAGUUGGCUUUGAGGCAGACCAAUGCGCUCUCUCAUCAGCUGGAGCAGUUCAACAUGAUCGAGAACCCCAUCAGCUCCACCAGCCUUUACAACCAGUGCUCCACCCUCAACUACACACAGGCGGCCAUGAUGGGCCUCACCGGGAGCAGCCUACAGGACUCGCAGCAGCUUGGCUACAGUAGCCACGGCAACAUCCCCAACAUCAUCCUAACAGUCACAGGGGAGUCUCCGCCGAGCCUCUCCAAAGAGCUCACCAACUCUCUGGCGGGCGUUGGUGACGUCAGCUUCGACGCAGACUCUCAGUUCCCUCUGGACGAGCUGAAGAUCGACCCACUCACCCUGGACGGACUGCACAUGCUCAACGACCCCGACAUGGUGCUCGCCGACCCCGCCACCGAGGACACGUUCAGGAUGGACAGGCUGUAAUGGGAGAAGCUGGCCGAGAACAAGAAGAAAAAAAACACACUAACUCGUGGAUGGAGAGAAACAAAGGGCCGGAUGAACCCUCUCCCUCGUUGCAUGGCCGUCCAGCUGUCCGACCUCGCCCUCGACUCCGUGAAGCCCUUUGAAACGAUGCGCCACCAAAAGACAACAGGGAAAAAGACAUCCAGUGGCUUGCCAGGGAAUGGCCUCGCUGUCGUUUUGAAUGAGAUUCGUCGCUCAGCGCUUUCGCUAGCCUGCUGUGUUUACAGUGUACCAUUACAUGCCACAUAUAUUCCAAAAACGCACAUUUGACUAUGUUUGGUUUUUUUUCUUUUCAUAUCCACUUUAAUAUUUGUUUUGUUGAUAUUUGCUCGUAGCAGGAAGCUGCUAGGACAUUGGGCUAAACCGUACCCGUUCUCACGGCUGUAUAAAAAACAAACAGAAAAACACCACAGCCGGUUUGCUUGUACCCUGCAAUCAAAUGAAUCGGUUUUCCCAUCAUGCCGUAACGGCUUUCUAUUUCACACUCAAAGCUUUAUUUUUGAGAACCAAAUGUUAUUUUCAUCAUGUACUGUAUGUUUUGAUGCUUUGUGUAUUUACAUGUUCUAUUUAUUUAUUUAGUUAAAGAUUUUAUAUUCCAUUUCAUAAUUUAAAUUUGAUGCCAAAAUGCUCUCUGUAGGCAUAGUGUACAAUUGCACUGAUGUAAUUUGUGUCUAUUUAUUAAUUACUAACAUAUUUAUAUAUGUGUUUGUUAAGCUACUUGGUUAAUGAAGGAGUGCAAAACCUCCCCAUAGUUGCUCUUUGGUGUUCGAUGUGCCAUUCUCUGAUGUAGGAUGUGGUAGACGUUGCCAUGCUGCAGCCCAACGGUCAAAUCUAAAUAUCGUAUUUUUUAGCACAGCUCCAGAAAAUGCUGCGUGCUCCAGAAAUGGGUUGGUUUUACGCCACUUGAAUUAACUUUUUCUGAGAAAAUCAUCAGGUAUUUCUAUUUAACUAGAAAGCAAGAAAAACACGUCCAAAUUAAUUUUCUGCCAGUGAAAAGCCAAUAUAUAUAUAUAUAUAUACACAUAUAUAUAUGAUAUAUAUCCAGACUGAACUUCUUUUCGGUGAAGGAAGCCGUCUGUUUUUAAACACUAAAAUCUUAAAUCUUUUUAAGUCGUCACUGUGAAAUCACCUGAUUUUGCCUUACAUGAGUAUUCUACUGUUCUACUUAAGUGUCUGAUGUGACAACGUAUUUUCGUAACUUAUUGUAACAUUUUCUUGUAUUUGAGAGGAACUUAACUUUUGGUCAGUGAUAUUUGUGGUUAUGUUGUGUAAGGUUUGACAAAUCAAUGUACUGUAUUUUGUAUCGGUACAGUUUAUAGCCAAAUUGUUGAUGUUUUUUAAAGUGGGGCAAAAAAAAAAACAACAAAAAAAAAAGAGUCAAAGGACGGGUUCGAAGUGUUUGAGAAGGAGUGCAAUUAUGGGGAGGCUUUUUGCUCCUUGGCAGGGAAGCUCUAACAAAAACGCUAAUGGCCUCUGCCACAGAGGUCAUCAAUAACAAAAGUACCAUGCAAAGAAGAGGGUUGAAAGAUGUUAAUGGUCAAUUGUUGGAUAUUUAACAGUAUGGAAUGGUUGUUUUCAUAAGAUGCAAAGUUGCAAUUUCAGAGAUUAUGAAUAUGAGGAUAUUUUUUAUUGCAGAACGUCUGUUUACUCCGAGGAGUAAACUGGAUGAAGUACAUAAAGGGUCUGUUUAAGAAAGAGUGUAUUUAUACAUGUAUUUAGUAUCGUAUGCAACUGUUCCGACAGCACUGAGGUCGGCCCCAUUCCAUUCAGUGUUACAAAACUACCGAAACAGUCACACAAACAAUCAGGGAUGUAGUAGACUCUAAAAAAGAAUUGUUUACCGAAAAAUGUUUACACAAGUUUCAUCUGAAAAAUGUACAUAUUGAUAUCAUCUCUGACUACAUCUACGACGCAAUCUCCUCUGCCAAAAAAAUGUGUCAAACACAUUGUGUCAAAAAUUUCAAUCUGCCUUUGGCCUUUUGUCAGAGUUUCCCUGAGAGGUCUGUGUAGGUCUGUGGGAUCAUGUUUGGUAUAUUGUAAUGUUCAUGUACAGACGUGCUAAUCAUUUACUCACCUAAAGCGCUGUUGGGAAGAUUUUCCAACCUCCCCCCUCCCCGAAAAGGAAUCACGUUUGGUUACUACACACCUCCACAGUUGUACAAUUUGUUUCAGUUGAAGUGUUUAUCGUCUGCUGUAAUCCUCCAUCAAAGGUUUUGUUUGCCUUUAACAGAUCUGUGAUUCCUAUGCAAAUAAGUCAAGAAAAAAAACAACCCUUAAAGGAAAAAUCCACCUCUGAUUUUUUUUUUAUUGUUUCAACACGUUCAAGGAGUUGAGCUGGAGUUCUGCUUCUAAAAUGGUGUGGCUAAAAAAAAAGAAAAGAAAAUAUACACAGCAGAGCUACAGAGAUAAAGAAGUGCGAAUGGUCAGUUUUGGGCGGUUGUUUUCAACAUGUUAUUCAUGUUGGUAGAGAUGAUUAAUGAAGACAGCUUUAAGUAAUUUAAAGAGAGGAUCGUCUCCUUUUCAAUAACACUAAAAAAAAUUAUAUUGUGAUCCGGCAAGGCCCUUUACAGUAGUGGAAAACAAAGUAGUAGUCUCCGAAUUACUAAAAGAUUGGAAUUAAUUGUUAUUAUCAUAAUAUUUUUUAUUUUAUUUUAUCUAAUCUAAUAUUCUUUAAUAUUCUAAUCUAAUAGUCUUUCAGGGCUUUGCAGGUGCAUUACUCUUUUGCAAAAUAAAUGACAAAGCUUUAUAUAAAUAAUCAGGGUUGAGGCAAAUUACUUAAAGAUCUAGUCAGAGAUACUGAAUACAACUUGCAUGGCAAUUUUUGUGAUUAAUGGCAAUAAAUUAGAUUACAAAACAAAGUAAUCUGUAUACUUUUGGAUUACUUUAAUUUUAAAUUAAAAUACAGAAAAUUAAAUAAUAAAAUAAUAAUUAAAUUAAAUAAUAAAUUUAAUUAAAUAAUAACUAGAAUAAACAAUAAAAAAUAUUUCAAUUUAUUCUUUAAAAAAAAAGAUGGUUGCAGCCACAAAAUUCCAAUUUGAGUUCCACAAAUAUUCUUUUUUUCUCUUUGAACAUCUCAAAACAUUUUCAAUACAAAUAAAAUGUAUUUUUCAUAUUUAUUUAAAUUAUAAUAUAAAAAUGAAAUAAUAAAAUAAUAAUUAAAUUAAAUUAAAUUAAAUAAUAAAUAUAAUAAACAAUAUAAAUAUUUCAACUUAUACUUUAAAAAAAAAUGGUUGCAGCCACAAAAUUGGAUUUCCACAAAUAUUCUUUUUUUCUCUUUGAACAUGAAAAAACAUUUUCAAUACAAAUAAAAUGUAUUUUUCAUAUUUAGCAUUUACAAUUUCUCAAAUCAAAUCCCCUUAUUGAUCACCGCCACAAAGUAGAGCACUUGACUAAGAAACCCAGCAUGUCAGACGCGCUAUUCAAAACUACAUAGAUCAUUGGUCAUCAUGAAAUGGUUUAACAAUUUUAAAAUUGCCAUAAUUUAAAGACGUAAAGUUGUUACUGACAGUGUAACAAAUACUGUCUGGGCUGAUUAUGGUUUCUUCUGAUGACGUUACUACCCAACCUUGUCAACAAUGAAUGCCCAGCUCAGUUAUCGUCUCCUUUUGAGUCGGUGGACAAAUUUUAAUUUAAGAUUAAGAUCAACAUCGUCAUUUUGUUUUAGAAAAGGGACUAAAAAGAAACCUGGAUGAGUUUGAGUGUUGCAGUGGUGCUAUGACAAUCAACGAGUGAAAUCGUACGCUGAAUUUUUUUUGUUCACGCCAGAGUAAUAAGCAUAAAUCCAGCUUUACUUUGACAUGAAGUGACAUUUCUUCCUUUCACUGUAAACUUCUCACCCUGCCAUACCUCGGUCGAUAAUUUCCUCCGUCUUUCCGGACUUCCUCUCCACCUUAACACAUCUCUUCUAGUGUGACUGUUAAACAUCAAUUCAAAACUGCUGCAAUUCUCUGUAACCCUGACGCCAAACCUGAUUUACUGUUAAUGUCAGUGAAACAUCUCACCACAGUUUCUGAAAAUAUCUAAAUGUAUAAUAGGCCAGUCAUGUACAGGAGAAGAAAAAUAAACUGCUAAAAAAAGGCCCAGAAAUGCACGACACUUUCCAAGAAGCUGUUUCUAUUUGUUGGAUUUUUCCUUUAAGUCACUGAAACAAAAUGUAAAGAACUCCUUCUCUACAGAAAACAUGUUUCCAAAGGUUUUAUUCCAAAACAAAGUAAGUGUUUGAGCCCAAACUUCCCUGUUGCAUUUCAAGUAAUGCCAGUGAUUUGAGCUUUUCUCCCCCCGUCACUUCCUUCCUGUCAUCCUGCUGAAUACUAGUCCUUCACACUGACCUUGUACAUACGCUAUAGCUGAAACAAAAUGCAUGACUAAAACUGACAGUCAAAACCUCUAAAUGAAGGCCUUCUAUAGCUGCGCAGGUUUGAUUUGUGUAACAUAACGCUAUCACAAAGUCUAAAGGGAUGCAUGUAUGGGUUUCUCCAACUGUGCGACAGUUAACUCCUGUUAAGUGACUCUGUUACCUCCAUCUCUGUAUAAUGCUACUUCACGAAUGAUAAGAGAAUGUAUUUUCUGUGGCACUGUCCUAGUUUUAGCCUGUUUGCCAAAUGACGUUUGGAGUUAUUGGUCCCGUCACAGUCGGACCUCUUCUUCUACUCUCUGCUCUUCAGUCGCCCCUUCUUCUCCUCAGAGGAAUCACUCAGUCUCUCUCUUCCUACCGUAGCAUCUCACAGCAUACACAUUUACACAGUGUACAAGUGUAAACAGUCGAUUCUCGUACUUAAAAAAAAAAGAACCCGCAGUCGACCCGGCCCCCUCCUCUCCAUCAGCACAACCCUUUUGGCUUUCUUGAGAAAACAGACGCAGGUUCUGUCUCGCAGAGUUUGCAGAUUGGCACGUGCACUGAUCGUAUGCAUACGUGGACUUGAAUCUUCUGAAGCUUCUGCAUUACGCAGUCAACUGCAUGACAUGAUAGACACAUUGAGCUGAUUCUUAUCCCAUGUUAUGUACAGGAGUUUGAUCUAGCUGUGCUGAGUGUGUUUAAAGACAUCAGAUAUGAUUGUUUUAUGUUGUCUUUGCCUAUCAUGUCAGGUUUUGGACUGUGUAAAGUGUAAUUCUUGUUUUGUUUUUUUGUUUCUUUCUUUGUUUUUUGUGCAAUGUUUAGUCCACUAGUUGCUUCGCACUUUAUUUGUGACUUCCUGGCUUUUGAGCAGGGACUGUUCUGCCCGAUGUGAAUGCUGACUGUUUCACUCCAGAUGUAUAGUCCGGAGAUAUUUUCAUGUCAAAGAAAAGAUGAAUUCUCUAUUUUCCUUUGUAAACUAUAUUUUGGCUUGUCUUGUUUUUUAUCUGUGAAGAUUUUAGGGGAUGCAAAACUAGAAAGGGCUUACUCCAGUGCAGCUUGCGCUCUCGUGUUGGAAAGGAACGGCACUCCGAAUGUAUUUCUUUGUCGGUCAUUUUUCCCCCCAUAUGAAAUAUCGCAUCGAGUUUGAGCGAGAUAGUACUAGAUAGUAGGCCUACUUAGUUGCAACCUCAAUAGUAGGCCUGCUCAAGUGAAGCAGUCUGCAUCUUGACUACACUAACUGCUACUACCAAGAGUACUGUACAGUCUGACUUCAUGAAAUUAGCUGCAACUCUAAAAAAUGCAGGUUCCAUGUUUUGGACAAGAAUGUGAUUCCAUCAAAAUUUAAAUAUGUCAGACAACUGUUCUCGCAGGUGAGAUUGUAAAAAAACAUUUAGUCGUUGUGAUGGGAUUUAAAGCCAGUUGUCAUAGUGGCCAAACAGUGGAACUACAAUUCCAGAGUUUUUCACAUGACGCAGUUGGACCCAUUGACUUACAAUGGGAAAGAGACAUCUGUAAAUCAGUGGAUACAUUUUUUGUCGAAUCACAGCCCCCGCAAAAUGAUUUGUUCCAAUAUCAGAUUUAUAAUCUGAUAUCUAAUAUAAUCCAUUUGGUUGAUAACAUUUGGAAAGUCUUACAGAGACACAAGAUUAAAUAUUUUUAUUCCCAUUUAAGUUAGUAGAGCACUAAACCAGAAGUAGCCUGCCCAGCCAGCAGAAGUCUCUAGUACACUUGCUCUUUGGGCCCAAUGAUGCAGAAGUAGUUUCAUACUGCAGAAACAGAUUUUUCUUUGCUUCAUGCACCACUGAGCAACUUUCAUAGGAAUAAACAGGAUCCCACCUUCAACACU
Molecule: messenger RNA, 8081 nt
Organism: Epinephelus moara (kelp grouper)
Lineage: Eukaryota; Metazoa; Chordata; Actinopteri; Perciformes; Serranidae
Gene: crtc1b
Product: CREB regulated transcription coactivator 1b
Exons: 14
Coding region: 25-1860 (611 amino acids)
Biological process (GO): protein homotetramerization; positive regulation of transcription by RNA polymerase II
Cellular component (GO): nucleus; cytoplasm
Molecular function (GO): cAMP response element binding protein binding
Source: RefSeq, a predicted model, not a curated record